CAAGUUCAGUUUUGAAAACUUCGUGAUGCAAUCACCGGAGAGUGUUCAAAUUAAGAAUUCAGUCGUGAGUCAAGAUGACCUCAAGUAUUGGCGAUUUUUCGCCUUAGCCCGAGGAACAGUUAUUCCAAUACAUAUCACUUAACAUUAACAUCACAUGAAAACUUCGCGACAUAUCCGGCCAGGAAGGUUAUCACUGAGAAAGUAACAUGAAGUCUACUCUAUUUCUGGCGACUAUUUUGCUAGUGGCUGUAUCAGAUCUCACUGCUAAAAGCAUAAAACUAAAACAUCCAAAACAUCACAAGUCAGAGAGGAAGCAGCACCAUGACCAAAGCCAUCAAAGACAAGCUGUGGUUCCACCUGCGCAACCAGCUGCAGCUGAAGCAACAACCACUGCAGCACCAGCCACUGUCCCUGCAGCUGGAGCAUCAACUACCGUAGCUCCAGGACCAGUCCCUGCUGCAGGAGCAGUGACCACUGCAGCACCACCUGCUGGUGCGGCGGGAACAACUAAGGCACCAGCAACUGUAAGUGUGGCACCCGCAGCUGCCAAAACACCAAUGACUACUUUGGCACCAGGUGCUCCUACUACACAAGCGGCAACUACUGGUGCUGCACCCGCAGCUGGUGCAGCGGCAGCAACAACUGUGGCACCAGCGGCAUCGACCCCAAAGCCUGUAACAGCCACUGGUGCAUCUGCCGCUGCAGCAACCACUGUGGCACCUGCUGCACCGACUGCAAAACCUGCAACGGCCACUGCUGCUCCUGCCGCUGCUGGCGCUGCAGCAACCACCGUGGCACCAGGUGCAUCAACCGCGAAGCCUGAAACUACACCCGUGGCUGUACCCGGAGCGACAACUGCCCCUGCUGCCUCCGCAAGCGUUGCUCCUGCUGCGGGUGGAGCAGCACCUACCCCAGCGGCUCCCCCAGCAGGUAGUGCAUCUCCAUCUGGACCGGCACAGCCUGCUGCCGCUGGAGCUAAACCUGCUCCUGGAGCCCCUACUCCCGCUAAGCCUACCACCGCCGCUCUAACCAAUACAGUUCCACCACAAAUCACGCCGAGCGCGGUUCCCGCUAAGGAUAAAGAGACGGUAAUAGAGGAAGAGUCGUCCUCAAAGGCACAACACAAGAAGGAAGAUAAAAUUGAGGAGAAGAAUGAUAAGUCUCAUGAGGAAGGUAAAGAGUCCGACAGUGAUAGUAAACAUGACACGGAGAAGGAGGUAGAGAACAAAUCCGAAAAGGAAAUGGAGGAUAAGUCUAAAGGCGAGUCUGAGAAGAAGCUGAAGGACAAGUCAGAUCACAAAAAGCAUCAUCGAGCUCAUCGUCAUCGGGAUGAAUAAAUGAAAUCUGUUUAGUACUUCUUGCAUGGACUUUGGAAACAAAACAAAGAGAUUUUGAAUAACGUAAAUAGCGCUUUAAUAACUUCUGCGCUUAGCACAAAUUUUACCAUUUUGUUAGCAUACUAAACAUGCUGAAAGGUUAGAGGCGUAAUAAAACCUAGAAAAGAGUGUAGACGAAACAUCAAAGGGGCGACUACGCAUGUAUUCAGUAUUAUCUGAACACAGUAUGUUAGUGAAGUUAAGCUGUAGGACUAGCGCAAAACUGCUGUUUGUAACAUAGUCAUGACAAAUUAAUUUAUUUUACAUAAUUUUUCGUGUGUUAAUAAAAGUAUUUUCAUGAUGA
Molecule: messenger RNA, 1680 nt
Organism: Stylophora pistillata
Lineage: Eukaryota; Metazoa; Cnidaria; Anthozoa; Scleractinia; Pocilloporidae
Source: RefSeq, a predicted model, not a curated record